Messenger RNA from Lycium barbarum (goji berry), 2775 nucleotides. RefSeq lists its product as uncharacterized. The record is from RefSeq and is a predicted model, not a curated record. Gene Ontology annotation, molecular function: protein binding. Gene Ontology annotation, biological process: cell surface receptor signaling pathway. NCBI's taxonomy places the organism in Eukaryota, Viridiplantae, Streptophyta, Magnoliopsida, Solanales, Solanaceae. The transcript has a single exon. Bases 684 to 2465 code for a protein of 593 amino acids.
ACGAUAAGUUUUCUCUGGUAUAUUAUCCUACUAGGUACAUCCCUUCUUCCUCCCAGCUCUUUGACUAAUGCUUUUUCUUCUCUCUUUCACUCUUUGACUCAGUCUUCUCUGUAUCAAAAUAUUUAGUUAUCACUUCAUUGCCACAUAACUUUUCCUAAAGCGACAUACCCUAUACCAAUGCUUAUCUUAGUACAAUCUUCGUCUCAUUUUAUGUGAAAAUACUACGUACUAUUUUUGAGAGUAAAAUAACUUUCUUACUAGUAUGAUUUUCUCAAACUUUUAAAUUAUUAUUUUGAAUUAUUAGUUAUGUAGAUUUGUGGUGUUUUCGUGUAUCUUUUAGUAUGUAAAUUUUAUUUUAAAAGGAUUGAAAAAUCAUCUCCAAUUUCAUUUAAGAAAAGCGAGUAGUACCAUUUUAAAAUUAUUGACCCAUUGACUCAUGUGGAAUUAUGAUUCACCCACUGUUUUAUAUAGAACCUAAUUCUUCUAUGCCAGUACUAAGAGAUCGAUUAAAUAACUCCCUUAAGAUAUGUUAAUUAAGCUUGUUAAAGAACAGGUGCCAUUAUUUUUCUACUAAAAGGAUGUCAUGUCAGCUCGUCUCCCAAUAACUUUAAUAAAUCUGCUCCUAGAUUUCCUAUUACAUACUCUCGAAGCCCUUUACCAAAACUCCCAAGAACUCAACAUUAAUGGCUGAAGAAGAGAAAUCAAUACAAGACGAACUCUCACUUCCAAUUCUACUUGCUGACAGAGUAAUCAAAUCAGCCCAAGAAGCCGAAUCAUACAAACAAGAAUGCACGGACCUCGCUCGCCACGCUACUCAACUAAGCCAAUUCCUUCGUGCAACAGUUCGUCUCACACAAUCCCAGUCCCUUUACGACAAGCCCAUUCGUCGUAUAACAAACGAAGUCACCAAGACACUAGACCGAGCCCUUACACUUGUCCGCAAAUGCCGUCACAAACCAAAUCUACUUCGUCAUGUUCUUUCCAUUACUUCAACGACUGAUUUCCGUAAGGUUUCGACCCUUCUUGAAAAUUCUACAGCUGAUGUGAAGUGGUUGUUAUCUAUUUUUGACCCGGAUGCUGGCCCGACCCUUUCGCUUCCUCCUAUUGCUAGUAAUGACCCGAUUGUGGCUUGGGUUUGGUCUUAUAUUGCUACUAUUCAAAUGGGGAAUUUACAGUACAGAAUUGAUGCUGCUCAGGCAUUAGCUAACUUGGCUUUGGAUAAUGACCGGAAUAAAAAAAUGAUUGUUGAAGAGAAGGGGGUUCCGCCUUUGUUGAAGUUAUUAAAGGAAAGUAGUUCAGCUGAAGCACAAAUUGCUGCUGCUACUGCUUUGUAUAACUUGGCUGAUGAUGAGGAAAGAGUUAGGGCGAUAGCGAAUGAUCUUGGUGUUCAAAUUGUUGUUCAGGUGCUUACUGAAUCGCCAAUGAGAGUUCAAAUUCAUGUCGCGAAUUUGGUUUCAAGAAUGGCUGAUUUGGACACGUAUGCGCAGGAAGAAUUUGGAAGAGAGAAUAUAACGAGGCCAUUGGUGAUAAAUUUAGGAAUGGAUGUAGUUCUUGAUGAACUGAAGGAUGCGCAGCCACGUAAGACGCCUAGUUUACAUUCUUUAGUUCAGAUAAAUAAGGAGAUGGCGCGGAAUCAGUUUAGUUUUCAUUCGAAUUCUAUGGAUGGGAGUAGUAGGGGUAAUAAGAAAGAGAAAGAUAGGGAAUUGGAGCCUCCUGAAGUGAAAGCUAAGCUUAAGAUAAGCUGUGCAAUGGCACUAUGGAAAUUGGCUAAAGGCUGUUUGUUGAAUAGCAGGAAGAUUACUGAGACUAAGGCUUUGCUUUGUUUGGCGAAGAUUAUUGAGAAGGAGAAGGGGGAAUUGCAGAUUAAUUGUCUGAUGACAGUGAUGGAAUUGGCUGCAGUGGCAGAGUCUAAUGCUGAACUUAGACGAUUGGCGUUCAAGCCUACUUCACCUGCUGGAAAGGCACUCAUUGAUCAGCUAUUGAGGGUGAUAAAUGAGGAAUCCGACGCUCCAUUGGUGAUUCCGGCUAUUAAGGCCAUUGGGUCACUGGCUAGGACGUUUCCUGCGAAGGACACACGAAUCAUUGAGCAUAUAGUGGCUAAACUUGGGCAUAGGAAUACUGAUGUUGCUGUGGAAGCAUGUAUUGCUUUGGGGAAAUUUGCAUGUCCAGACAAUUUUAAUUGCGUGGAGCAUUCGAAGGCAAUCGUUGAAUUCGAUGGAGUACCAAAGCUGAUGAAUUUGCUGAGGAGUGACCGAGGGCAGUUGCAUGAGCUUCAACUGCUCUGCUACCUUGCGUUGCACGUUGGUAAUAGUAAGGCCCUUGAGCAAGCGAGAGCACUGAGCAUCCUUGAGGGAGCUGCUCGUCAUGUACUUGCUCAGCGUCCUGAUUUAAGGGAGUUGUUUGCCAAGGCGAUCCACCAUCUUACUCUUUAUCAAACAGGAGGUCAUAUGCAUAGACAGGCUUAAUGGUUCAUCAUUGGGAUUCCUAUCCAAGCAGAAUGUCCUUAGCACUCCAUGCUUAUCAAAUAAUCAGGUUUGAAGCACUGUCCUGGCAAAGUCAUAUUUGGUAUUCCUGCAGAUUUUUCAGCUUCAAACCUUGCUCUUUGAAAUUGAUGUGCAUUUAGGGCGGAGUUACAAUAUUAGGUAUGGGUUCAGAUGAAUCCAAUAGCUUUUGCUUAGGCUGUAUUUGUAUCAGGAAAUCUGUUAAAUAUAUAUAAAUAUUUAGUUGGGAACCCUGUAACUAAAAUGAGCUAUUGGUUCGGUUGCAAGUUCAAAA